Molecule: messenger RNA, 1512 nt
Organism: Cucurbitaria berberidis CBS 394.84
Lineage: Eukaryota; Fungi; Ascomycota; Dothideomycetes; Pleosporales; Cucurbitariaceae
Exons: 4
Coding region: 1-1512 (503 amino acids)
Source: RefSeq, a predicted model, not a curated record
AUGACAUCGUUUCGAAGCCUGACGGCAGAUCUACGGCCUCUACAAGAAUUCGAAGCAAGAAUUCCCAGAGUCUUUACAAAAGAGCGUGACGGGGGUAAUUCAAACAUUCCCCUGCACGUCUUUAAAUGGUCAGAGGGGACGCCAAAUGGCACUGAGAUUAGCGGCCUCAAAUCAGUCGAAGAGUUGGAAACGCAAUGCCAGGGGACGAUUCGAGUAAUUUUCGCUCCCCAGGACGUGCCGGCACCAGCUACUGGAGAUGGUCUCGUUGAAUUGUUCAAGAAGUGCAAUAUACCCAGCGCAUUUGUUGAAGAAGGACUGCAGGGAGUUUCUCAAUCAUUUGCAGCUCAUAGAGAUGUAGAUGGGACAGUUUUUGUUUGGUUUCACUUCCUCUGCAAGGAUAUCGCAGUCUCAAACAACCGAAUUGUACAUCUCAAAACCCGCGAGGAUAUGGAAAACAACGAUGACAAGAGCCGCUUAGAAGCGCAAGAACAAAGUCAAGCGAACUUCACUUGGCUGAAGCCAGGCUUCGUGCUGAAGAUGAGGGACCAGCGGGGUUCGUCACCAAUGCCAAAUCGCACAAUGACUUCGAGCAGUGACAGUACAUUGGCUGCGCCUUCGACAAAAGCACUGGUCGAACUGUUGUGUUUUGGAGCUCCAAUUACACUUCGAGAUCGAUUCCAGGAGUUGAAGACGGUUGCGACUUGCGACGACCUGUUGCAGGAUCCGUACGUAUUACUGGAAAUUGUUUUCGGGGAGAUGUAUAAAGUCAUAGAUCGGACUGGAUGGGCAGUAUCUGACAUCUUUGGAGCGAUUGAAACACAAACCCUAGGGAUGGCAAGUAAGCCUGGCAAAGCAACAAAGGAAUUGCUCAACGACCACUUUACCGGGCUACAUAACCUCGCAAAACACACCAUAUUUUUGCGAGAAAAUUGCGAGUCAGCUCUCGCCACCCUUGAUGGCCUAAAAGAACACCACAAAGGGGUCGUAGGUGACCUCUCAAGCCCCUCUCAAGAGCUGACGCGUCAAGCACUGAAGUACCGAAAGACUCUCUAUCAGUCAACGCAGCGCCGACUCACUAGUCUGGAUGCGCGCAUGGCGAACAUCAUCCAACUAUCCUUCCAUAUCGUCACUCAAGGCGAUAGUCGGCUCAUGCAAAGCGAAAAUCAGAGCAUGAAGACGAUUGCGGUCAUGACACUUCUUUUCAUGCCGCUUUCCACGGUAGCCACCAUUUUUGGAACACAGUUCAUGAAGGUGCAGGACGAAGCUCCAUUCCAUAUCACCGUGUCGCAAGACUUUUGGCUUCUCUGGCUCAUCGCAGUUCCGUUGACCGGCAUCGUUAUGAUUGUCUGGCGUGUUUGGUACAUGGACGCGAGAGGACGGUUGGUCGAUGAUAUACCCCAGGGUAAGCCCGGCUUCAUGGGGUGGAAGACGUUGAAACAAACACUGCGAAGACAGAACGAGACACAGAACGGGCAUCAUAAAGUCACGGCGCGCAAGGCGCCCGAUGUAUAG